AUGAGUUCUAUUAUUGAAUGGGUUACGUGGCCCUUCAGGACCAUCGAAUUUAGAAUUAACUUGUUCGGUGAGUCCGACUGUGGCAAGACUAGUUUGCUUUACCAGAUGAAACUGGGAGAGUUGGUCAAUACAAUUCCAACGAUCGGCUUCAAUGUUGAGACAGUCGAGUACCCGAGAAAGUAUCAAUGGACCAUCUGGGACAUUUCCCUGUCUAAUAGGAUGUUGCAUGAGAAAUACAUCCACCACUACCUUCAAGGGACAGACGUUGCUCUCUUUAUCCACAACUGCGAUCCACAACAGCUUGAGCCGAUUUAUGAUUUUCACUACUUUCUGAACUUUGUUCAUAAAUAUGAUUGUAAACAUCUGUGGAUACUCCUAAACAAACAAGACACGCUGCCUCCGGAGAGCGCCCCACUGAUUGUCGAAGGCCUACGGAAGAAGUAUGAGAAGGAGAUGGCCGGGUACGAGCAUCAACUCUCAUGGAGAAUUUUGGAUCAUAAACUCAGUGCAAAAACGGGAGAAGGGGUGCAGGAAAUCCUCCACCAGCUUCAUUCAUCUGCAAAUCUUCUUUUGCGGACUCGACCAAAACCACAGCCUCAACCCCGGGCUGAGCCUGUGCGGGAUUCCGAGCCAAAAGUUGUCCCAGACAUACCAGAGGAUACAAUAUCUAGUCCGAGUCAGAGCAAGCCUAUUGACAAUCAAACUUCACAGGGUUCUGUCAAUCCCCAGGCCUUUUGGAACUCAUUUGUUACUGGAGAUAUACCAGUGUGGGAUCAUCAUACCCACCUCAAGGUCACCUAUAUUUUAGUUUUGGAGUACACGAAAAGAAAACGAAGUACGUUUGCUAUGGCUGAUACCAUGUUUGCUCAUUUAAGACGAUUGCGAAACUGUCAACCAGAGAAAUUUAAAAAUAGGCCACAUCGCACAAUGACGACUUUCUGGAUCUUACAGCUACAGAUCGCCAUCAGGGACUACACGGUGAAAAAGAAACCUGGUGGUGAUCCGUUGUGGACCGACUUCUACAAUGUUCUGUUAAAUACGCCAUCUGUGAUGGACCCUCGUCUUUGGAGUUCGUAUUAUAAUACAAAGCAUCUUUUUAGCCCACGGGCAUGGGAUUCAUGGACCCCACCUGAUCGUCGGCCAUUGCCUGUCCUGGCAUCUGCUCUUGACAAGCCUGCUAGUUUAUCUCCAGCACAGGGAAGUCCCGCUAGACUGAUACGAUUCGCUUUUGUGUUCAUCACGCAAUGCGAAAAUAUCCGAGAAUCAUGCAAGGAAGAUGCCAUACGACAAGCAGUUGCCACACUCCAAUCAACGACUAUCCGCCUGCGGACUACAAACAUGGCGAUACCACCAUAUUCCGAAACACAAGCCCGGUUUUGGUUGGACAUGGUCCGCGCAUGUCUACGGUCAUUAGACAUACUCCAUGAAGGUAGUAGAGAAAUUCUACCAUCUCAGUUGAGCUUUGACAGUUUCAUAUCCCUUUUUGGCCUCAAACCAACGUCCUGGAAAAGAUACUAUUCUCAGAGAGUAUGGGACAGUCUGGCUGCCCGAGUUCAGUUUGUGCCUCCGGACAGGCGCACGUUACCAAGUGUUAUCAACGUUUCGGCUGAUCAUCAUGAGGUGGUGGCGAUAGUCGGAAGGAUGGGAAAGGAGGCAUUAGACCCGGGUUUAGAGUCAUUGGAGGAUGUAUUAUUGACUACAUACACGGAAAAUGUGGAAUCACAUAGGGAGACUGAAGAAAGAGUCGAUGUUGAUGCGUUUCUUUUCUGUUGUGAUGACACUAUAAACCAUGACAAGGGUGAUUCUGAUGAUUAG
Messenger RNA from Aspergillus caelatus, 1815 nucleotides. RefSeq lists its product as uncharacterized. The record is from RefSeq and is a predicted model, not a curated record. Gene Ontology annotation, molecular function: GTP binding; GTPase activity. Lineage: Eukaryota; Fungi; Ascomycota; Eurotiomycetes; Eurotiales; Aspergillaceae. Gene Ontology annotation, cellular component: cytoplasm. Gene Ontology annotation, biological process: vesicle-mediated transport; intracellular protein transport. Bases 1 to 1815 code for a protein of 604 amino acids. The transcript has 4 exons.